Molecule: messenger RNA, 2853 nt
Organism: Labrus mixtus (cuckoo wrasse)
Lineage: Eukaryota; Metazoa; Chordata; Actinopteri; Labriformes; Labridae
Gene: ttl
Product: tubulin tyrosine ligase
Exons: 7
Coding region: 578-1807 (409 amino acids)
Biological process (GO): protein modification process
Source: RefSeq, a predicted model, not a curated record
GGAUGACAGCGACUGCAAAUCUUCAGAAAAGCAUACGCCAGCCGGUGGGCUUACAAUGUGCUUUUAUGCAUUGGGUGUAGAGCUAACUAUUUAGCAUUUUCAUUUCGCGUUAUAUGAAAUAAGUAUUUGUGUCUGAGGAGGGACAUUGGGAAAGUUGUUUUGGUUCUAAGUAUUCACAGUCGACGCAGACCGUUAGCUAUAGCUAAACCGGAGAUGUAAAUGAAUCCAGACGGGACCAGCCCCUGGAGCCGGUAGCAGUCAGUCACACCCUUGUCUGGGAUUUCUGAAGGACCUCUGUCUUCGGAAUAACAUGAAAACGCAUGCUAUGGUGUUUCAUGUGAAUUAAAUUUGUGUUUAAGAUUUGUGUUUUGGAGCUUCAGAUUGAGACUGUGAUUUAGCUAAGUGAAGAGUGUGGGUUUGUAUAUGACUGACUCAUCAUCAUGGCUGGGACAGAGAUAGCCCUGAAUAGUCUGUCUACUGCAGUGUCGACUAGAUAGCCUUGUAACUUGCCGGAAAGCUUAGUUAUUUACACAGCCAAUAGUUUUUAUCUACUUCACCUCGUACCUGGCUUGGCAGUAUGAAUACCCCGAUGUACACCUUUGUCACGCGUGACGACAACAGUUCUGUUUAUGCAGAAGUUUCCAAAAUCCUCAUCGCAACUGGACACUGGAAGAGGCUUAAAAAAGACAAUCCGAGAUUCAACCUCAUGCUUGGUGAACGGAACAGACUACCAUUUGGACGUCUGGGUCAUGAACCAGGACUGGUGCAGCUGGUGAAUUACUACAGAGGAGCAGACAAGCUUUGCAGGAAGGCAUCCUUGGUCAAGCUUAUAAAGACAAGCCCAGAGCUGUCUGACUCUCAUAACUGGUUCCCAGAAUCCUUCAUCAUUUAUCCCACUAACCUCAAAACUCCUGUGGCUCCAGCGACCAAUGGCAUUAGCCAUUUAAAGAACAACCCCAAGACAGAUGAACGGGAAAUUUUUUUGGCCUCUUAUCUCAAUAAAAAAGAAAGUGAGGAAGGCACAGUAUGGAUAGCCAAGUCCUCUGCUGGAGCUAAAGGUGCUGGCAUCUUGAUAUCCCAUGACGCUAAUCAGCUGCUGGAGCACAUAGAUAAUCAGGGACAGGUUCAUGUGAUUCAGAAGUACCUGGAGAAACCUCUGCUUCUGGAGCCAGGACAUCGAAAGUUUGACAUAAGGAGCUGGGUGCUGGUGGAUCAUCAGUACAACAUUUACUUGUACCGGGAAGGUGUGCUGCGUACUUCCUCGGAUCCCUACAACAGCUCUGACCUACAGGACAUGACCAGCCACUUGACCAAUCACUGCAUCCAGAAGGAGCACUCGGAGAACUACGGACGAUAUGAAGAGGGGAAUGAGAUGUUCUUCGAUGAAUUCAGGCUGUACCUGCUGAACACUCACAAUGUCGUCCUGGAGACCACCAUAUUACCUCAGAUCAAACAGAUCAUAAAGAACUGCCUGACGUGUAUUGAGCCGACAAUCAGCACCAAGCACCUGUCCUACCAGAGUUUCCAGCUCUUCGGAUUUGAUUUCAUGGUGGACCAGAGCUUCAAAGUGUGGCUCAUUGAGAUCAAUGGGGCUCCAGCUUGUGCACAGAAACUAUAUCCAGAGCUAUGUCAAGGUAUUGUCGAUGUGGCUAUUUCCAGUGUCUUCACUCUGAACAGUGGCUGCGAAACCUCAUCUGCUUCCUCUUCACCAUAUUCCUCCUCUCCAUCCUCCAUGUUCACCACCAACUCCUGCUCCUCUCCCAAACUGAGAGCGCCUCUUCAUGUAGGUCCUUUCACGCGACUGUAAGUUCGCACAUUUCUCCCUCAUCUUGGUAUUAGCAGCUUCUUCCACUUUCUGUCUCACUUGUAAACUCUUGAGAAGUAGCACAUGCCAGCCAGCCAAGCCUUUAUUUCUACCAGUCUCUGUUAGGCAUGGGGGGGGGGGGUCUUCUUCUUAUUUCACUGAACUGCAGACAUUAUGCAUAUUAUGAUUGUGAGGACGGUUAUGCAGAAAGUUUAUUGGGAGUUUCUCAAGAGGACAGAUGCCCUACCAUCUCAGUUUGACCACUGGGUUCUCCACACCUCAGUGGCGGUCUAAAGGAUGCAGAGACACUCCAAAUGAGACUGUAGUGCCUUACAUUUCCAGCCACGCUCACUUAAAAAGACUGCCGAUUAGCAAACUCUUUUUUUGUGACUUUUACCUAAAGCCUUUGCACUGUUGCUAAAACAAAAAGCCAAUGCUGUUAAUGGUCAACAAGAAUUGGGAUAUAAAAAAGUUUGUUGAUAUUUGAGAUCUAUGUAGGUUUGGGUAAUUAUUCAUGUUUUUUUUUCACAAGAAACUUUUUUAUCUUAUUUUUAAUCCGGCCAUCUGCACCCAUUCAUUUCAGUGAGGAAUGCCAACAGUGAUCAGGAAGCUUCAGAGAGGGGAAUGUUUCAAUGUAAGAACUCAAUGUGUCUGAUGAGAUUAACAUUCAAGCUGUCAAGUCUGGCCUUGAAAUCUACAUAGCUCUUAGCUUGACUUUAUGGAAACAACAUUGAGGGCAGCUAGAAUACACAAAGAGAAGACCGUCCAUCAUGUGGUAAACUCAGGUUUAAGUCUGUCCCAACAAAUUCUGAUGAAUCGUUCCGGCUUCUGACAUCUGUAUCGCAAGAAGGAAAGAGAAAAGAGAUCUCUAGCAAAGUGAUUAAGAAGAAAGCAUUGGCUUACAUGAUUCCUUUCUUAAAGGUAGAGACAAAAGCAUUUUUCAUUGCAGUUUGUAAACACAACAUUCAAACUGGACCCCUCCUCCUCCUAUGCUCAUCGCCCUCCUGAAGCGAAUACUCACUGCAGUAUGUAGUGUGUACUGCUUGUAC